Molecule: messenger RNA, 4280 nt
Organism: Rhopalosiphum padi (bird cherry-oat aphid)
Lineage: Eukaryota; Metazoa; Arthropoda; Insecta; Hemiptera; Aphididae
Exons: 1
Coding region: 8-3541 (1177 amino acids)
Source: RefSeq, a predicted model, not a curated record
CCUUACUAUGAAAAGAAAAGUAAUUACAAAAUAUCAGCGUAUGAAUACGUCGGGAACCGGAAUGAUUGAAAUCGAGAGAUUUAAAAAAUGUUCAAAAACUUUCAUCAUCAAGAACAGCAAGAAAUAUACAGACUAUAAAUCAUUUUUUAGUUAUAUUUCAGAUAAGCUAAUUUCUAAGUUGAAAAAAUCAUGUUUAAAUACAUCGAUAAAAUUUAAUAUACAUGUUGACACUGUUUACGAACGUCCAGUAACCCAUGAUAUUCAGGAUAUGGCUUUUAAAACUUCAAACAUUUUAGCAUGUAGUUCAUCUGAUUUUACUAUUUUAUUGAACAGAAUGUUUAAUAAAAUAUUAACUGAGGAAUCAGAAUUUAUUGCAAAAGGUUCAGGUUGGUCACUUGUAUCAAUAGAUGGGUUACAAUUAAGAAUUAAUUUAGUAAACCCUUUGAAAGGAAGUUCAUAUAUUGAUUUACCUAUAUUUAUAAAAAAAAAAAAAGCCAUUAUAAAUGUUAGAAAUAAAGAUGAAUAUUGUUUUAAAUAUUCUAUACUUAGCAAAUAUGAUAAACGUUCGAAUAAAUCACGAUUUAACCAAACGUAUUUCAAUAUUCUAGAAAAAAAAAGUGGAUUAAAUUUUAAAUGUAUUGAUUUUCCGACACCAAUAAAACAAAUAAAAAAAUUUGAACGUCUAAACAAUGUUUCAGUUAAUAUUUAUAGUUUAAAUAAUAAAAGUAAUAUUUUUCCUUUAUGUAUAAGUAAAAUAGAAAGAAAAAAUCAUUUUGAUCUAUUUUUAUACAAUAACGAUAAAACAUUACAUUAUUGUUAUAUUAAAGAUUUCUCAAGAUUUAUUAGAAGUCAGAAAACUAAAAAUUGUUCUAAGUUAAUUAUUUGUAAGAGAUGUUUUACAAUUUUCGGGAAUAAACCGUGUAAAAGUAAACUUUGGGGUGAAGAAGGAUUGAUUAAACAUAAGCAAAUGUGUGAUAAGAAUGAAUUAGGAAGACCAAUAAUGUUUGAAGAAGGAAAAGAUGAUGAAUUCAUAUAUUUUAAAAGUUAUAAAAAAACCAAUAGAAUACCGUUUGUUAUUUAUGCUGACUUUGAAUGUAUUUUAAACCCUAAACAGACUAUAGAGUUGAAUAAAAGUAGUAAAAAAUCUAAGGUUUCUAAAACCCAUAUUACUCAUUUACAUGAAAUUAUGAGUUAUGCGUUUUAUGUAAAAGUUGACUAUGACAGUAUAACAGAAAAGCUAUUGCAUCAAUUUAAAAUUCCAACAAAGAUAAUAAUGUAUAGAGGUAAAGAUGCAGCAAAAAAGUUUAUGGAAAAUAUGAUCGAUAUUGGAAAAAAGAUAAAUGAUGUAUAUGAAAUUAAUAUACCAAUGACUACAUUGACUGAAACGGAAGAAAAACAAUUUCAGAGAGCGGAGGUUUGUGAAAAAUGUUUAUUAUCUUUUAAAAAAAAUAAUUUAUUAAAGGUUAGAGAUCACUGUCAUUUUACUGGUAAAUAUAGACAAUGCCUUUGUCUUAAAUGUAAUUUUGUAAUAACUAAUCCAUCAUUUGUUCCAAUUUUUUUUCAUAACUUAUCCUACGAUAGUCAUUUUAUAAUUCGAGAACUUGGUUGUGAUAAUAAUGAUAUCCAUGUUAUUCCGAAUUCAUCAGAAAAAUAUAUAUCCUUUAGCAAAGAAAUUGCUCCCAGAUUUAGUAUAAAGUUUGUUGACACAUUCCGUUUUAUGGCCUCCUCAUUAAGCGAACUUGCAGAAAAUUUGUCUGAAGAUAAAUCAAGGUUUAGAGAAACUCUAAAAAUAUUUUCUAAUAAAAAAUUAGAUUUAGUCACACGAAAAGGGGUUUUUCCUUAUGAAUAUAUUGAUAGUUGGAGUAAAUUAAAUGAAACUCGUUUGCCUCCGAAAUCUGUAUUUUAUAACUCUUUAAAAGAUGAAGAAAUUAAUGAUGAUGAUUAUUCUCAUGCUAAAAAAAUAUGGAGAGUAUUCGAUUUAAAAACUUUGGGUGAAUAUAGCGACCUUUACUUGAAAACUGAUGUAAGUAUAUUAACGGAUGUAUUUGAAAAUUUUAGAGAUUUAUGUUUAUCUACUCUUAAACUAGAUCCUGCUCAUUAUAUGACUGCUCCAGGAUUUGCUUUUGAUUGUAUGCUUAAAUAUACUAAGGUUAAAUUAGAAAGAUUAAAAGACUUUAACAUGCUUUUGUAUUUCGAAAAUUCGAUCCGAGGUGGAAUAACUCAAUCAACUAAAAGAUAUGCUAAAGCGAACAUACCAAACAUUAAAGGUUUGAACUAUAAUCCGAAUAAACCAAUUACAUGGUUAACGUAUCUCGAUUGCGUGAAUUUAUAUGGAAAGUCGAUGUUAACUGAACUACCUUUUAAAGAUUUUGAAUGGGUUGAUGACUUGGAUAUAGAUGUUACAAAAAUUCCAAACGAUUCAAAAGUUGGUUAUAUAUUAGAAGUCGAUAUUGAUUACCCUAAAUAUUUACAUAAAAAACAUAACGAUUUUCCAUUUUUACCUUUAAACGAAUGUCCUCCAAAUUCAAAAGUUAAAAAAUUAAUUACUACGUUAUCACCGAAAAAAAAUUAUAUUAUACACUAUAAAAAUUUGAAACAAGCAAUUGCUAAUGGACUUAAAUUAAAAAAAAUUCAUCGAGCUAUCCGAUUUUCACAAAGUAAAUGGAUGGCCCCAUAUAUUGAACUCUGUACAAAUAUGAGAGUAAAAGCUAAAAACAACUUUGAAAAAAAUUUUUGGAAGUUAUUAAUUAAUAGUGUUUUUGGUAAAUGUAUGGAAAAUGUGCGUGCUAGAAUUUCUUUAAAGUUGGUUUCAUCAACUAGAAAAGCAAGUAAAUUAAUGAUGAAAACUAACUUUAAAGAUAGAACUAUAUACUCUGAAAAUCUUAUGGCUAUUCAUCAACAUAAGGAAACUAUUAAAUUUGAUAAAGCAAUUUAUGUAGGAUUCGCAAUUUUAGAUGUUUCAAAAACAUUUAUGUAUGAUUUUCAUUAUAAUGUAAUGAAAAAAAAAUAUGGUAACAAAAUAAAUUCUUUAUACUCGGAUACAGAUUCUAUGGUAUAUGCUAUUCGAACACACAAUUUUUUUAAUGAUAUAAGAUAUGAUUUAUCACCGUUUUUUGAUACAUCAAAUUAUCCUAUCGAUCAUUAUUGUUUUAGUGAAAUUUAUAAAAAUCAGCCUGGUUAUUUCAAAGAUGAAAUGGGUGGAAAAAUUUUAAAAGAAUUUGUUUCAUUAAGACCGAAAUUAUACGCUUACAGAACUGUGGACGACAUUGAGGUAAAAAAAGCUAAAGGUGUAAAAAAAUAUGUAAUUGAAAAACAUAUGCAAUUUAGACAUUAUAAAGAAAUAUUAAAUGCAUAUAUAAACCAUAAAAAUGUUGAUGAUAAACAAACAUGUAGAAACAUGAAUUUUAUUCAAUCGAAUAAACAUAUCGUCCAUUCUAAAACAAUGAAUAAACUUGUAUUAAGUGCUAACGAUGAUAAACGUUAUAUAAUGAAUGAUGGGAUUAAGACACUAGCGUAUGGACAUUACAAAAUUAAAAAAUAAUAAUAAUAAUAAAUAAAAAAAUAAAUUACAUACAUUAAAAAAAAUCUUUAUUUUAAAAUAUCUGCUGACGAUAUCCACGAAUUAUGACUUGAAUCGAAACCCAUCCAUUUAACAAGCAUUUUAUCUUUAACUUUUUUUAUAAUACGUUCAAUUAAAAAGGUGUUCGGGAAAUCAGUUAAUUUAAUUUCUUGUUCAUAAAAACCUCCUAGAAUUAUAUUAUUUGAUUCAUCCUUUAGUUGAUAAGUUAUCGGGUUUGUAUGUAAAACUUUUGUUAUUGUAAAAAUUUCCGUUGUCCAAUUCGGUGUAUAUCCUUUACUAAAUAUAUGUUUGUAUUUUGAUAUUCUCACUUUAUCAUUAAUUUUAAGUUUUGGUUUAUAAAAUGUUUUAUUAUCUAUUUGUACAUUUGAUUUAAUUUUACUUGUAUUCAUUCGAGCUUCAUACGGUGUACACUUAAUUGUUCUAUGUUUUGUAUGAUUAUAAUUAUAAAUAAUUUUUGUUAUUGUAUUAUACCAAUUCCAUGUACCUGUUGCAGUAAAAUGUUUAUAUAUAUUAUUUUUAAGUGUUCGUAUAACACGUUCACCAAUUGAACACUUGAUAACGCUAUACGAACUGUAAUGUUUAAUUUUAUAUUUUUUCAUUAAAUCUUGAAAUUGAUUGUUAUAAAAUUCUGUACCAUUAUCUGUUUGUAAUAAUUUUGGAUUAGCUUGUUUUAAUAUAUUAAACAUACCUUUUGUACAUU